GAUUUGCUGGCACACCGGGGUAUCUGUCCCCUGAGGUUUUGAGGAAGGAGGCAUAUGGCAAACCUGUGGACAUCUGGGCCUGUGGGGUGAUCCUCUACAUCCUGCUGGUGGGCUACCCUCCUUUCUGGGACGAGGACCAGCACAAGCUGUACCAGCAGAUCAAGGCUGGGGCUUAUGAUUUCCCAUCCCCAGAGUGGGACACAGUCACCCCAGAGGCCAAAAACCUGAUCAACCAGAUGCUGACGAUCAACCCAGCCAAGAGGAUCACUGCUCAAGAGGCCCUCAAGCACCCAUGGGUCUGCCAACGAUCCACAGUGGCAUCUAUGAUGCACAGACAGGAGACCGUGGAGUGCCUGAAGAAAUUCAAUGCCAGGAGGAAACUCAAGGGGGCCAUUCUUACUACCAUGCUGGUUUCUCGAAAUUUCUCCGUGGGCAGCAGGCAGACCACCGCUCCAGCCUCUGUCACUGCAGCUGCAGCAGCUGUGGCUGCAGCCGCCGGCACCACAGCAGGGCUGGUGGAACAAGCAGCCAAGACUUUGCUCAACAAAAAGGCAGAUGUCAAGAAACGCAAGUCCAGCUCUACUGUCCAGUAUAUGCCCCAGACAAACAGCACCAAAAACAGCAUAGUCACCAGCCCCAAAGGAAACAUCCCUUCGCCCGCUCUGGAACCUCAGACAACUGUCAUCCAUAAUCCGGUGGACAGGACAAAGGAAUCGUCGGACAGCAGCAACACCACUGUGGAGGACGAAGAUGUGAAAGGGAAGAGCUUAGACAACAGCUCGCUUAAGGCGCAGUCCAGCACAAGCUCCCAACCUGAUAGCUCUCAGAGCUCCUCAGCUGCUGUGCACUCUGCCGCAAAGUUCGCUGACCUGCUGGGCUCAGUGCGUAGGGGAUCAGGGCCCGUAGCUGACGGAGAAGGGAGAGCCAACACUCCACCUCCCUCUGCCCUCUCUGCCCCCUCCCCUCCACACACCCCGGUAGUCCCCAUGCAGAUGUCUCGGCUCACAGACCUGGUAAGCAGCGUUCGCAGGGCGCCGGCGGCCCCUGCGCCCGAAGUCGAUGCCGCGCCGGCGCCGGUACCUAGUGCCAGGCCUACCCCUCCACAUGCACACACCACUUCCCCACCUCCCCCUCACUCCCCCUCCAGCCCUCCCCUGUCUUCCUCCCAGACACGCAAGCAAGAAAUUAUCAAGAUAACCGAACAGCUGAUAGAGGCCAUCAACAACGGAGACUUUGAGGCAUACGCUAAGAUCUGCGACCCUGGACUGACUUCAUUUGAGCCGGAGGCCCUCGGCAACCUGGUAGAGGGAAUGGAUUUCCACAGAUUCUACUUUGAGAACCUUUUGGCUAAGAACAGCAAGCCGAUCCACACCACCAUCCUGAACCCCCAUGUGCACCUGAUCGGCGAGGAUGCAGCCUGCAUCGCCUACAUCCGCCUGACUCAGUUUGUUGACGGCCAGGGUCGGCCGCGGUCCAGCCAGUCAGAGGAGACUCGCGUCUGGCAUCGCAGAGACAGCAAGUGGCAGAACAUCCACUUCCACUGCUCAGGCGCACCAGCUGCGCCACUCCAGUAAGGGUUAAGUGCUGUAGUUUCAUCUGUCAGGAGUGCUCUGCUGGAGAGAGGAGGAGGCAGAGGAGGAGGAUGAGGAAGGGGUGAAAGAACACGUCCAGCAGUGGUCUGGGAGCUCUUUGUCCUCCAACAACAAACUGGACGCCCGGCCUCAACCCCCUCCCAGCAUGCAUCUCUUCUUUUACUACUACUGCCCCCUGUUUGUCACCUGUCCUACCGCACCUUCUGACAACUGUCGAACAGCAGCAGCGUCCUUCAUCCCUCACGACUUCCUCUUCUUCCCUCCGGCACGCUGGGUGUUUGAUGGGGGUGGGGGUGUUUUUCAGCACUGGGUGUGAUUCCUUCCUGUGGUCUUUUGUGACACCAACCCUCUUGUCCUCCUGUGAAUCCACACUUGUGCGACAUAAACACUGCACUGGAAAUACAGUAUGUAAAGUUUUAAGUAAAAUCUAUUAUCAUUACUCUAUUAUUAUGAUUAUUAUUAUAAUUAUUAUUACACAUUUGCAAUUGUAUAUGUAAUUUGUAUAAUUCAGAUGAUGCCAGUGGUUUUUAGAGUUAAAGAAAAUCGUUUUUUUCUCUAUCUUUUUAAGGAAGCAUGUCCCCCUGCCCCAUAUUUACAGUGGCUGUUUUUUAUUGUGGCUAUUAAGUGGAAAUGAUAUUGGCAGUUUUUGUAAUUUGCUUCUUGUAUGUUAGCUAUAACAGUGUGCCCAAACUCAUGGUUAACAUGUUUUUGAUUGUGCGUUUGCAGUUUUAUUUUUUAAUGUUAUUUUAAUUGUAUUUUCUUUUUUGUUCUUCUUUUUUUUUUUUUUUUUUUUUUUUUUUUUUUUUUUUGGAAGGGGUGCGUCUGAUGGGCGUCCAUGUAGAGAUCGAGCCCUGAAGUGUGUGUAUGGGUGUGCUGAGUAAGUGCAUGUUAGUCCAGUCACGAUAAGUCGGUACAGUUGGAGGAACUUGUCGUUUCUCCCUUGCUGCAAAGUAAAAGACAGGAGAACAGGUUUGCUUAACUGGGCUUCAAAUCAAAGCAAACAGCAUGCAGCAGGAGUGCUACUUUCCAACACCGGUGACGCCCUAAUCUCGGACUGUCUGAGCUGAUGGGUGUAAAACGAAGCAGUAACAAGAACAUGGACAUGAAGAGGUUUGUCUCUGUGACCAGGAUGCUUGAUUCUAGAGGGAUGUAUCAAGCUGUUGUAAGAAAAAUGUGUCACGGUGAAACCUCUGCUCCAAUGAAGGCUAUUCAUUGCUGGUAUUUGAAAAAACACAGAUGAUUAGGAAUGGUUAUAAAGUAACUGAAGCUGAGUACAUCAUAGUGCCUGUUGCCUCUUAGGUUGUUAUAAAUAAUUUCUUUUGAUGGGAUAAUUUGGCUUCUUUCAGGUGAAUUAUAUGAGGCAUUUAUUCACAUUCAGUAUAUUACUUACACUAGAUCGAGGUCAGCAGGCGGCUAGCUUGGUGAAGCAGGGAGGAGUACUUUUAUAGAGGCUGUAUUGUACUGGGCUCGAUUAACAGCAAAACCCAGUUAAAAGAAAUUAAAGUUUGCAUUAUAAUUUAGAAUAUUUCCCAAAAGCUCAAAAAUCAAAAAAAAAAUUAAUUUGCUGCACGACAAAUAAUAAUAAUGUUCCUGCGACUGAAACUUUACAGUGUUGAAGAAACGCUUGUAGAGUUUCAGGAGAAUAACUCACGGCAAGAAACUCAAUGUGAAUUGGAACAAAGUGCUGUACUAACUUAAAUUAUUAAUGGAUUUCAAGACUUUCAAACAGGUUAGAAAGGACCACAAUUUAUUAAACAAUAUCAGAUAUAUGUAUUUCAUCUUAUAGUGACCAUCUUGUGAAGGUGAAUGUGUUUUGUUAUAACCAAUAAUGAAUCAGAUAUGCUGAAUAUUAUUAUAGCGUACAGAUAAUUUGUUCUGAAAUAGUCUGGUCAGGGUUGCUUUGACGUGCUGUUUCCUAAACCUUGCUUCUCUCACGAAUCUCUGUGAAUGCUGGUUCAGCCUUCACCCCACCUGGAGAUGGUUUUAUUUUCUGGUCAGUGGUGCAGAAAAGGUGUUUGGCAGAGAGAUGGGAUGUUGGGCGAGUCCUGCUGUUUGCUAGGCGACAGCUGAAUAUCAGAGCUCUGUGGUCUUUCCUGAACGUGUGAGGUAUUUUUAAGUUCCAAAAAUCUCGGUGAAAAACAGCAGGUCCUUUUUCCCCCCCACUCAAAAUGACAAAAGCAGUCAGCACAUUGAAGAAAGGAUCCCGGUAGAUGUUUGAGCUUUCUCACUUCCAGAGCCACAGCACAGCACGCUGGUGCUGCAGCUUCGUCUAAACGAAGCACACGCAGAUCAGCGUAACGCCCAUAUCAGCGAUGAAGAAUGAAGGCUGCGUUUGGCUGGGCGUGUGCAUUUUGCUAGUCUUUUGCCACAGGUGCAAUAUUUAUGUGAGUGUGUCUGCACGCAUGUACAUAGGUUGCUUUCAGUGUGUAUUCUUUACAAGCCUGGGAGGAUAUUUUGGAAGUGUGUGCCGUGUGGAUGAUGAAAUGAGAAGGCUUUUUUUUUUUUCGGAGGACACAUCAGUCCCCUGCCUUCAGCCCAGGACUGUUUUCAUCUGCUUUCUUUCAUGUGUUUUUUUUUCUUUUUUUCAUGCUUUUACUCUGUUAUUUUGGUUUGUUUGUGUUACAGUAAAGUGUUAUCAGCUUUUUAUGAUAUAAAGUGCUUGUGCCAGAGGUGGCAGGACUGAACGGAUGGACUUUGCAGCACUGAAAACUGAUUUUGUGGAGGUUUGACUUUUCAUCAGCUCCACUUUACUUUGCUCAUCCACCAUUGGCUGCCUUCACAUUUGUCUCGCCCCUAUUGGUCAGACCAAGAUAGAAAAAGACCGCUCAGUCGUCUUGGUGAACAGUCCUCAGGUUUUAAUUUAUUUUGAAUAUUUAUUUAUUUAUUGUAGUCGACAUUUUUACUGUGCUUUUUUUUUUUUCUUUUCCUAUUGUACAAAUCAUGCACUUGUGCAAGUGCUGUCUGCAGUUGUUUAAAGAGACGAUGCUUCAUGUAUAAACAUGACUGCUUUUAAAUGGAUAGUACACCCAAUCUGCAUUCUGCAUGUGUUUUUGUGUAACGACCAACAUGGUGGAAAUGACUUUUGCUUUUUCUGCUGUUUUUCUUCUGCAGAUUUACAUUUUUUGCUGUUUUACGUUGUCCAUUUUUUCCUUCUACUUAAUGUCAUUACCACUUUUACAGAGUGGGAUACAUGUUUGCUUUGAAAUUCAUAUGAUACAGGACUGUAUUUUGUGUGAACUGUCCCACCCAACACUUCGCCUUUUUGAUAAGAUGGUGAAGAUUUUGUCAGAUUAACUUUUUUUUUUUUCUUGCAGUAAACAACAGAGAUGUUGUAUCAUACUUGUGUCUCAUCUAGUAAUGAUUUUCAUGUCUAGUUCAGCCUGUUCUAAUACUCAAAGGUCAAAGGUUACCUUUGACCACACAUAUGUGCGUGACCGUGCUAACAUGACCCCCUCCCUCCAGAAAAAGAAGAAAAAGCAGCAUGUACAGUACAAAGGUGUCGUUCUUCUGUUCUUCUUUGUGUGUUUCUAAACUUUAAAAUCAUGAUGAGAUUCACAUAUUUAAAAUGAAGGAGUUCACAGUAUUACACAACUGCAACUAACAAGCAGAGUAGCUGGCCUUUUUUUCCUUGCAUGACAGUCAACAGGACACUUGUUUUUACUUGUUUUUACUUGUUUUUUGGUGUUUUUCUUUUUAUUUGGGUUCAUUUUCUACUGAAUGCUGGUAUACUCGACCUUUCUCUCUCUAUUUUCUCAGCUUUUUAAGUGCAUAUAACUAUUUUUGUCUCCAGAUGAUAUAAUGAAGAUGAUUAUAAUGAUAAGGAAUAUUAUAUAUAGAUUAUAGAACUGAGGAUGACUAUGAGGAAGUUGACAGUUAUGAUGAUGAUGAUGUGAUGAUGAUUAUUUGGCAUGCUUCUCUAUGGGGCUCUGUGUUGCCAGUGCAGACUGGCUGCCUUUUGUACAUAGCUGAGUGACCGUCAGCACCAAGAGUCAGUGCUGCUUCAAAGAGUAAAGAUGCUCCAGCAGGGGGCGCUGUCACACAAAAUAAAGCACAAACGCACACUGACGGCAGCUUGAUGCUUCUAAUGUAGCUGCAGAAUAACUUUAGAUCAAACAGACAAUCCAGUCAGAGACAUCAGCAGUUCAUCAGUGUAGAAGAAGAACCAGCUUCCAUUCAGAUUAUUGAUCAGAGCUGCACAGUUAGGACUAAAAUGAAACUGAUGCCUCUAAUAAAUCAUCAUCUGUAAGAAUCAUCAAAGGUGAAAUAAGGAACAGUGAUUCAUUGUGCAGCCCUGCAUAUAAACUACAUGAAGUGUCCUCCUCUUGAGGCCACUGUGAGCUCUGCUGCCUUCCUGUUAUUUAGUCAGAUGAAGCAUCACUGAGAUGAGCUGGAGCCACUCUGAACUUCUGCCAUCUUCUUUUUACAGUCACUGACUGAGCUGCACUGACAACACUGAGCCGGCUUCUCUUCAUAGGGUGUCUUUCACUCUUUCCCCACUCUCUCUGUUUCCAACCUUGUUCCAUCAUUUCUCUGCAGUUGGCUCUUUCUACUUUUCCUUUGUCUCUUUUUGUCACUUUGGGUUUCUUCUGUAUAAUAAUAUUAAUCCUCUAGUUCUCUGAUUCUUCUGAUUAUUGCUCUGUUCUCUUACGUGCUUCACGUGUUUCUCUAACUUCAAUAAAAUGUGUUAAGGUGUUAUCAAUAAAAUGACAGUUUAAAUAGAAA
Molecule: messenger RNA, 6314 nt
Organism: Haplochromis burtoni (Burton's mouthbrooder)
Lineage: Eukaryota; Metazoa; Chordata; Actinopteri; Cichliformes; Cichlidae
Product: calcium/calmodulin-dependent protein kinase type II subunit beta
Biological process (GO): protein phosphorylation
Cellular component (GO): neuron projection; cytoplasm
Molecular function (GO): ATP binding; calcium/calmodulin-dependent protein kinase activity; calmodulin binding
Source: RefSeq, a predicted model, not a curated record